Molecule: messenger RNA, 294 nt
Organism: Fusarium venenatum
Lineage: Eukaryota; Fungi; Ascomycota; Sordariomycetes; Hypocreales; Nectriaceae
Source: RefSeq, a predicted model, not a curated record
AUGUGUGAAAAGGAAAACGGCUGCAUAUUUUCACCUUUCACAGAUAACAAACAACAGGUCGCGGUUGUCCGGAUCUCUGCAGUCAUCACUGGUUUAUGCUGCAUGAGGCUGAGAAGAUGUCCAUUCCGUCGAUACUUUACCGCCGAGCAGAGCGGGGUCGUAAGACUUACAGAGCUAACAGAAGCAACAAGCUCGAUUAUGAGGCGUCAUGGCCUGAUCGGACGCCAAGAAUCAACAGUGGGGAAGCUGAAAAGUCAAGAUUCUUUUGGUCUCGGUCGGCCCGCCCCGGUGUAG